AUGGAUAAGGAGCCGUACAACAAAGGCGCAUUCAAGAUUGCGAUAGAUUUUCCAGUGGAGUAUCCGUUCAAGCCGCCGAAGAUUACUUUUCUGACGAAGAUUUAUCACCCGAACGUCGAUGAAAAGGGACAGGUGUGUCUUCCGAUUAUUUCGCCAGACAACUGGAAACCGGCCACCAAAACUGAACAGGGUUCGUUAAGUUUACCCACUUAUUAUUCACACAUUGAGCAAAAUAAUUGUUUUAGAAAAUCUUUCCGUUAUUUAGAAAAAUUAGAGAAAUCUUUAAAAAUUAAAAAAAAAAUUUGAAA
Molecule: messenger RNA, 308 nt
Organism: Gongylonema pulchrum
Lineage: Eukaryota; Metazoa; Nematoda; Chromadorea; Rhabditida; Gongylonematidae
Source: the annotation of a GenBank genome assembly